AUGCCACCUUCAAAAUCGGUCGCUGCCAACGAUCCUUCGGCUCCAGACCUGCAAAUCGUCGGCAAGCAGCUUACAAUCCAUCCGUCCGGCUUCACUGGUGGUCCAGAAGCUCAGAAUGAGGGCGUCACUGAGCGCAACCUGAUUCAAAACUAUACCCGCUUCCGCCAACGCCCCCUUGACUUCCUUCGUGAAGUGAGUCUGUACAUGUCCGGUACCGGAUGGCGCGCAUACGAUGAUGUGAUCGGCCAACCCGUGUUCUACUCGGGGUACUCCGAGAAAAUUAAAUCCACCAUCUUGGGUAGCCCCAUGUUACAAAACAAAGUCCGAGAGCUUGCAAGCACUCGACUUGCCGUUGAGGAGAAGGAGGGACUGGUAGAUAUCAAGGAAGGAGACACAUUCUACCAGAAGCGAGCGCGACGCCGACAUGAGAUCGAAACUGGUCUCAGAGAGGUGGUAGACGAUAUGAUGGACAAUAUGAUCUGCAAGAUGGAGAGCAAGUCAUUCAUUCGAGGCGCGUACUAUCUGGCAACGCAACUUCUGACUCGCGCGUACCAUCAAGGCAUUCAUGUGUCCAGUGAAGAAGUCUUGCGUUUGCGUUCAGUCGCCCAGGAGGCAUCCACGAAGAAGCAAUCGAUCGUCUUUCUUCCCUGCCACAAAUCCCAUGUGGAUUAUGUUUCUCUGCAGGUUAUUUGUUAUCGUCUGGGGAUUGCUCUGCCCGUCGUUGUCGCAGGCGAUAAUCUGAACAUCCCUCUCCUAGGACCUUUCUUGCAACAUGCAGGUGCCAUGUGGAUUCGGCGCAGCUUCGGAAAUGACCCAUUGUACCAUACUGUUGUGCAGGCUUACAUCGAUUCAAUGCUUCAAGAAGGUUACAAUUUCGAAUGUUUCAUUGAAGGUGGCCGUUCGCGAACUGGGAAAUUGCUAUCUCCGAAAUUCGGAAUCUUGAACUUCAUUGUUGACAGUGUACUGUCUGGUCGAGUGGAAGAUACCAUAAUUUGCCCUGUCAGCACUCAGUAUGACAAGGUCAUUGAGACAGAAUCCUAUAUCAGCGAGCUCUUGGGCCAACCCAAGGCGAAGGAGAACUUGGCUGAUCUUCUAUCUUCGUCAUCAGUCUUAUCCCUUCAGCUGGGGCGAGUAGAUGUUCGAUUCCAUGAGCCCUGGAGUCUACGUGAAUUCCUCACCCAGCAGCUCACGCGUCUGAAUCUUUCGAAAAUCGGCACCAACGCUAAAUUGGCUCAGGGUGAGCGUGGCCGGAUUCUCAGAACACUAGGAUACCGGGUCUUGUCCGAAAUCAACGAUGUUUCUGUGAUGAUGCCAACAGCGCUUGUCGGAACUGUUCUUUUGACGCUCCGUGGUCGUGGGGUUGGCAAAGCCGAAUUAGUGCGAAGAUUGAACUGGCUUUGUGACCGUGUGCGCGCUAAGGGCGGCCGGGUCGCUCACUUCUAUCAAUCGCCCACAGAAACUGUUGUUGACCGGGCCUUGGAUGUCAUGGGACCAAAGCUUGUAGGUGUGAUUUCAGGCUUGGUGGAACCAACCUACUAUGCUGUAGAUCGCUUCCAGCUGUCCUUCUAUCGCAAUAUGACCAUCCACCUUUUCAUAACCGAGUCACUAGUCUCUGUUGCGAUGUACACCAAGAUCAAGCAGGGUGGUGGGCCUACAAAUCAACGAAUCGCUUAUGAUGCUUUGAAGAACCAGGUUUCUUUCCUCUCCCAGCUCUUUCGCGGUGAAUUUAUUUUCCCGCCUGAAGGUCUGGCUGCCAAUAUGGAGAAAACCAUGCGCGGGUUGGAGAUGGACGAUGUGAUUAAGAUUACUAAGGAUAGCACUGGGACACCACAGUACGUCGAACUCAGUGACUCUGAGCGGAUGUGUGGUCGGGAAAACUAUGAUUUCUACUGCUUCCUAAUCUGGCCCUUCAUCGAGUCAUCAUGGCUCGGUGCAGUGUCUCUCCUUGGACUCACGCCGCCUCUUGACGGAUCGAAAGAUAUUUGGCUUGAUAACAAGAAGGUUCUGGAUAGUGCUCAGCUUCUUGGUAAAACCUUGUACCAUCAAGGCGACCUGUCAUAUUUCGAAGCUGUCAAUAAAGAAACCCUCAAAAACUCCUACCAGCGCUUCGAGGAGGAAGGCAUCAUUCUCGUUGCUAAAGACAAGGAAUCCCGAGCUGGCCCAUCCCUCAGGCUGGCGCCAGAAUGGACCCCGGAGAGGGACCACACAACGGGCAAGGUUCUGCCUCAGGGACGCCUGUGGGACUUUACAGAGUUGAUUGCCCAGUCUCGUCGUGAAGGCAAAAACCGUCGCGAUGGCGCCACAGUUUCCUCGCGUGUCCUAACUAUGUCUGAUACUGUCGGCCGUGAACUGUUUUACAACGCAGCAGCGCCUGCACCCGCAGAUGUCGUCUCCAAGCAGAGACGGCGCCAGGCUAUUGCGACCGAUUCCAAAUUAUGA
This is a messenger RNA of Penicillium maclennaniae, 2439 nucleotides long. RefSeq names its product lysophospholipid acyltransferase family protein. Bases 1 to 2439 code for a protein of 812 amino acids. Gene Ontology annotation, cellular component: mitochondrial membrane. The transcript has 6 exons. The record is from RefSeq and is a predicted model, not a curated record. NCBI's taxonomy places the organism in Eukaryota, Fungi, Ascomycota, Eurotiomycetes, Eurotiales, Aspergillaceae.